Ruditapes philippinarum (Manila clam) is the source of this 1757-nucleotide messenger RNA. RefSeq lists its product as uncharacterized. The transcript has 2 exons. The record is from RefSeq and is a predicted model, not a curated record. Bases 39 to 1475 code for a protein of 478 amino acids. Lineage: Eukaryota; Metazoa; Mollusca; Bivalvia; Venerida; Veneridae.
UCAUUUAUUAUGCUAAUUUAACUUUAUUUGAGCUAAAAAUGUUUGAUUGUACGCCACGUUUUCGACGUUUACUAGGAGUUUACAUAGUUUUGAAUGCGUUCACAAGUGUGCUAUCGCAGUUUGGAAGAGGAGGAGUUGUAGACAGACAUGUUAUAGAAGAUAUCAUAGGUGGCGUUGCCGGACAAUUGCCUCAUUUUACUCUACGUCCAAUAGGAAUUCGCCCAUUUGGAAUCAGGCCUAGGCGUAUUAUACCUUUCCCACGUGUUAUUCCGACACCCCCGGAUGUUCAUAUUCUAGACGGCUCACAUGGACCACAUGGUAGUGGGGAACACGGUGGUAGACCUGGGGGCACACAUGUAGAUUUACCUCAACAACAUGGAAAUACUAAGCCAUUUCCUGUAAUACACAGGGAGGGCGGCGGAGGCCAUGGUAGUGGAGGACAAGGUGGUGGUACGCACGUAGAUUUACCUAAUCAACAUGGCAAUACAAAACCGUUUCCCGUUAUACACAGGGAGGGUGGCGGAGGACAUGGUAGUGGAGGACAAGGUGGUGGCACGCACGUAGAUUUACCUAAUCAACAUGGCAAUACAAAACCGUUUCCCGUUAUACACAGGGAGGGUGGCGGAGGACAUGGUAGUGGAGGACAAGGUGGUGGCACGCACGUAGAUUUACCUAAUCAGCAUGGCAACAGAAAUCCAUUCCCUGUUAUACAUAGGGAGGGUGGCGGAGGGCAUGGAAGCGGAGGGCAAGGUGGUGGCACGCACGUAGAUCGACCCGGUCAACAUGGCAAUACUGAGCCAUUUCCUGUUAUACAUAGGGAGGGUGGCGGAGGACACGGAACUGGAGGGCAAGGUGGUGGCACGCACGUAGAUCGACCCGGUCAACAUGGCAAUACUGAGCCAUUCCCUGUUAUACAUAGGGAGGAUGGCGGAGGACACGGAACUGGAGGGCAAGGUGGUGGUACGCACGUAGAUUUACCCAAUCAGUAUGGCAACAGAAAUCCAUUCCCUGUUAUACAUAGGGAGGGUGGCGGAGGACACGGGAGCGGAGGACAAGGUGGUGGUACGCACGUAGAUCGACCCGGUCAACAUGGCAAUAUUGAGCCAUUCCCUGUUAUACAUAGGGAGGGUGGCGGAGGACACGGGAGCGGAGGACAAGGUGGGGGUACGCAUGUCGACUUACCUCAACAGCAUGGCAAUAUUGAGCCGUUUCCCGUUAUACACAGAGACGGUGGGAUACACGGCGGACGACAUGUAACACUUGCACGCUCUCGGGGCUUUCCUGUUAUAGGGCCAAUAGGAGAUCCUUUUAACAGACGACAUGGAAGGAGACGUUUGUCACCUGAGGAACGAAGGCAUAGGCGAAUUAUGCGCAGACGACGCUUUCAUGGAAUAGACCCUCGCGCAGAUAUUAGAGGACAUCCUGGAGGUCUGACUGGAAUUCUUGCAGGGGCAGUUAGAGCCCUUGUCGGUUAAGUACCAAGAUACACAUUAAUACAUUGUAAGCACGAAGGGGUCAUGAAAAGUGACCAGGCAAAGUGACAAAAAAUAACUUGAAGCGUCAGGUUAUCGGUAUAUAUAAUCAACGAGAAGUAAAGGUCAAGACUGACGAACGGUGUUUUGCAAUCCCAGAUUUCUUGUUACGAUGAGAAUUUUCAUUCAUUUUUUUUCAUUUUUACUUUUUUUGUUACGUAUUUAUAUACAUGUACUGUUUGUUUUGUGUUUCAUAUUACUCCAAAUAAAAUCAAAGGGCUGCAG